Molecule: messenger RNA, 684 nt
Organism: Bactrocera neohumeralis
Lineage: Eukaryota; Metazoa; Arthropoda; Insecta; Diptera; Tephritidae
Product: transcription factor mef2A-like
Exons: 2
Coding region: 1-684 (227 amino acids)
Source: RefSeq, a predicted model, not a curated record
AUGAACUUAAUGACACAAAGCGCCCACACCAAUCAUAAUCAUAACAGCGGCAACAGCAAUACCAGCAGCAGUUGCAAUGCGAAAUCUAACGGUGGCAGCAGCAACAAUAACAACCACAUCAGGAAUAAUGUUAGAACAUGCAUGACCACCAACACAACACAUAACCCCAUAGAUGCUAGCGGCAGCGGCGGCGGUAUCGGCAGCAGCAGUAGUGGUAGUUGUAACAACAGUGGCAUUAACAGUUAUCAACACAGUCUACAGCAACAAACAACAGCGGCCGCAGCGGCAGCAGCUGUGGCAACAACGCGCGACCAAAUAAACGGUUAUGCAAGCUUCAAGGAACCCGAACGCUUUAUAGAGCAUAAUUUUUGGCAAACACAAAAGCAGGCUGCUGCUGCGGCAGCCGUCGCUGCUACGCAUGCGACCAAUCAAUGGUCACUUAAUAACAAUCGCAAUUAUAUGAGUAAUCUAUCGCAAAUCUCAUAUUCGAAUAACAGUCAACCGAACCAAAGUUCAUCGCCGUAUGUGCAAUUCAAUCCCUACAUGAACAUGAAUUUAAAUAUGAACAUGAAUCAGCGUUCAUUUUUAAAUAGCGCGCAAGCAACGGAUAAAAAUGCAAUGCAUUUAAAUCAUUUCGAUAAACAUAAUAUGCGUUUUGGGGAAUACGACUGUACAUUGCGCUAA